Messenger RNA from Rosa chinensis, 1380 nucleotides. RefSeq names its product peptidyl-prolyl cis-trans isomerase CYP20-3, chloroplastic. The transcript has 9 exons. Gene Ontology annotation, biological process: protein peptidyl-prolyl isomerization; protein folding. The record is from RefSeq and is a predicted model, not a curated record. Gene Ontology annotation, molecular function: peptidyl-prolyl cis-trans isomerase activity. The coding region runs from base 302 to 739 and encodes 145 amino acids. NCBI's taxonomy places the organism in Eukaryota, Viridiplantae, Streptophyta, Magnoliopsida, Rosales, Rosaceae.
AGACCAAAACUGAUUUUCUUUCACAUGCCACUUCCUCCUCUCUCUCUCUCACGCUUUAUUCACCGAUCUCAAAACUUAACCUAGCGAUCCCUGGCCUCCUUUGAAGCAAGAGAUUUGGUGAGAAGCGGAGCAGAUCGAGCUUCAUUGACGACAUGACCGAGGAGGACGAGGAGGAGGAAGAAGAGGACGACGACGAUGAUGAAUACGGCCCCUAUCGUGGCGGCGGCGGCGGGAGUCGUAAGCGGAGCAAGAAGAGGCCCUUCGGUGGAUUUUCUUGAUCUCGAAGCGGUGGUCGAUUCAGAUGAGGAGGGAGGUAGAGGAGCAGCUGCAAUCCAAAGUCACAACAAAGUUUUUUUUUGAUAUAGACAUUGGCGGUGAAGCUGUUGGUCGAGUUGUGAUUGGUCUUUUUGGUGAGGUUGUUCCUAAAACAGUAGAGAAUUUCCGAGCUCUGUGCACAGGAGAGAAAGGAUAUGGUUAUAAAAGAUGCUCGUUCCACCGCAUCAUUAAGGAUUUUAUGAUCCAAGGAGGGGAUUUCACUGAAGGAGAUGGAACUGGAGGGAUCAGUAUCUAUGGUUCCAAAUUUGAUGAUGAGAGCUUUGCUUUGAAGCAUGUUGGGCCUGGUGUAUUGAGCAUGGCUAAUGCAGGCCCUGGUACUAAUGGGAGUCAGUUUUUAAUCGGCACAGUAAAGAGUUUUACACUAUUGGUUUCAAUGGCUUACAAGUUUUUGCUGCCAGGUUGACUGAUCAGCAAGCUUUCCAAAUUUCAAAGAUGCCUGGAGUUGUUUCGGUUUUUCCCAACUCGAAAAGGAGUUUGCACACCACUCAUUCUUGGGAUUUCAUGGGUCUUUUGGGUGAACAGACCUUGGAGGUUUCCGGCUUUAACAUCAAGAAUUAAGUAAAUGUCAUUGUCGGUUUCAUUGAUACUGGUGAAAUGCUGGCAAAUUAGGCGGCUUUCAAAGGCUCCUCAAGCUGCAGGGACCAUCCAUACUGAUUUUGAGAGAGGAUUCAUUUGUGCUGAGGACUCUUAUGAGUAUCUAUUUAAAGAGCUGAGCAAGUACAAAUGGAUCAUUCUCAGGCUAUAAUUAAAGAGUCGGUGUAUGAAAAGCAAUUGGAUAGGCAAGGAAUGGAUGACUUGAUGAAGCAAGAUGAGCUAGAAGUUGAAAGAAAGUUGAGAAAGCUUUGGCUGAUCUUUGUUUUUUAACAACCUUUGGUUGGUCUGAGAAUUGUGAUUGUUGGUUGGUUAUAGAUGAUGGGUUUCAUAAUAUUUUUCAAUUUAUGAUAUUUGCUGCAGAUGGUACUAGCUUUGGUGUGCAAUUCACACCAUUUUUUUUUUUAUAAAUGAAAUAUUCUUUUGCGACGGCAACAGUUUUCCGUCGCAAAA